AUGGGUGCAGAUGAGAUCUUCUCUAAUGGGUUAAAUGGGCAGACAAGAACUAUAGUAAAUGCAACUGUGGGAGGUAUUCUAAUGGCUAAAACAGCAGAGGCUACAUAUUCCCUGUUGGAUGACAUAGCCACAAAUAGUUACCAAUGGUCAAGUGAAAGAUCCAGUGUAAUGAAAGUAGUAGGACUUCAUGAACUGGAUCCCAUCACAACACUAGCAAUUCAGGUUACAUCACUCACAAAUCAGAUCGUCACGUUUACUACUCAAGAGAAUCAACAGAAGGCAGAUUCAGUCAUGAGUGCUUCUUCAUCACACCAGGAGAUAGAGGUUGCAAAGGAACAGGUUCGAUAUGUCAAUAGCAGCAACUACAAUCCGAGAAAAAAUUUCUCUGCUAAUCAUUAUCAUUUAGGGCUGAGAAAUCAUGAGAACUUAUCAUAUGGCAACAAUAGAAACAUGCUUCAACCUUCACCUAGAUUCAACACUCGAAAUUCUAAAGGGAAACCAUCCUUAGAGGAUAUCCUUGGGACAUUCAUUUCUGAAACAAGAUCGCGCUUCAAUAAAGACGAAUCACGUUUGGAUAAUAUUCAAACACAUGUAUCCAACAUGGGAUCCACAAUGAAAAAUCUUGAAGUUCAAAUUAAAGUCAACCUAAAGGAGUACUGUAAAGCUGUUGUAUUGAGGAGUGGCAAGCAAGUUGAAGAAGGUAAACUAACAGAAGAAAGCGUUCCCACAACUGACAAUGAGGAAGAAAAAAUAACAGCAGAAUGCUUUGGAACAAAUGCCAAAUUACGCAAAGUUUAUGAAGGAGGUAAUGUCAAAGAAGUGGAAGUUGAAAGAAAGAAAAAAGAUCCAGGCAGUUUCACUAUUCCCUGCACCAUUGGGAGUUCUUCUUUUGACAAAGCCCUGUGUGAUCUUGGAGCAAGCAUCAACCUGAUGCCCUUAUCUGUGUUCAAGAAGUUAGGCCUUGGGAAGGUCAAGCUAACUAUAGUGACCCUACAACUAGCUAAUAGGUCCCUCACAUACCCACAAGGGAUUAUUGAAGACGUGAUAGUAAAGGUCAACAAAUUUAUUUUCCCUGCUAACUUUGUGGUAUUAGAUAUGGAAGAAGAUUAG
Molecule: messenger RNA, 1110 nt
Organism: Olea europaea var. sylvestris
Lineage: Eukaryota; Viridiplantae; Streptophyta; Magnoliopsida; Lamiales; Oleaceae
Exons: 4
Coding region: 1-1110 (369 amino acids)
Source: RefSeq, a predicted model, not a curated record